Messenger RNA from Pistacia vera, 1538 nucleotides. Its product is annotated as pentatricopeptide repeat-containing protein At1g62930, chloroplastic-like. The coding region runs from base 570 to 1538 and encodes 322 amino acids. NCBI's taxonomy places the organism in Eukaryota, Viridiplantae, Streptophyta, Magnoliopsida, Sapindales, Anacardiaceae. The record is from RefSeq and is a predicted model, not a curated record. Gene Ontology annotation, molecular function: protein binding. The transcript has 2 exons.
AUUAAUAUCUUAUGCAAAAGAGGUACGCUUUAUGAUGGUUUGUUGUUUUUGGGAGUAUUUUUAGGAGGGGUUUUUACCCAAAUGCUGUGACUUUUAAUUGUCUCAUUAAUGAUCUUUGUAUGGAGGUUAAGAUUAAGAAGGCGAUUGAAUUGCUUAGGAAAAUGGGUUCUUUUGGUUGUACGCCUGACGUAAUUACUUUUGGGACUUUGAUUACUGGGUAUUGUCGAACAGGCAAUGUCACUAAUGCCCUUCAGUUAUUUGAAGAAAUCCUUGAUGGGAAUGGGAAAUAUGGUUCCAUUUGUAAGCUUGAUAUUGUUUGUUAUGGUAGUGUUAUUGAUGGUCUUUGCGAAUAUGGGUUAAUAGACAAGGCAAAAAAACUGUUUUUAGAAAUGAAGAGUAGGGGCAUUAACCCAAACGUGGUAACUUACAACUCACUAAUUUAUGGUUUGUGUAAUACAUCUAAUGGGGAGGAGGCUAAAACUUUGUUUAUGGAGAUGUUGGAUGAAGGUGUACAACUUGAUGUAGUGACAUUUAAUGUGGUAAUGGAUGAAAUUUGAAAGAAUGGAAAGAUGAAAGAAGCCAAUAGAUUGCUCCAACUGAUGAUUAAUAGAGGUGUUCAUCCCAACACAAUUACUUAUUCCGCAAUUUUGAGCGGUUAUUGCUUGGAAGGUAGAAUUGACGAUGCAAGAAAGCUAUUUGAUUCUAUGGCAAGUAAGGGGUGUAAGCCUAAUGUUUUUAGCUACAAUAUUUUGAUGGAAGGUUUUUGUUUGGCAAAUAAAAUUGAUGAUGCUAAUGAGUUGUUUGCUUCGAUGUUUAAGAAGGAAUGCAUGCCUAAUGAAGUUAACUACAAUACUCUAAUCAAUUGGUAUUGCAAGAAUAAAAAAGUUAAUGAAGCUAUGAGUCUUUAUAGGGACAUGAUUUCAAAGGAAGUUACGUUAACGGUUGUUACUUAUAGCACCUUGCUAAUUGGCCUUUUUAUGAUUGGUAAAGUUGGACAUGCAAGGAAACUAUUUGGUGAGUUGCAACGCAAUAAUGUUCCACCUAAUUUAUUUGCGUAUAAUAUUCUCAUUGAUGGGUUCUGCAAAAAUGGUUGUGUUUUGGAAGCUGUUGAACUAACCUUCAAAUGUCUCAUUGAUGGGUUGUGCAAAACAGGGAGACUCAAAAUUGCUUGGGAACUAUUUCACAGAUUGCAAAAUAAAGGCUUUGUUCCAGAUGUUGUGACAUAUAACAUUAUGAUGCAUGGACUUUGUAAAGAAGGGAAUUUAGAAAUGGCAAGUAAUUUGUUAUCAGAUAUGGAGCAAAACGGUUGUGCUCCAAAUAUAGUCAGUUUUUAUACGCUUAUGUGUGGUUUCAUGCGAAAUAAUGAGACUUCAAAAGUGGUUGAACUUCUUCACAAAAUGAAUGAGAGAAAUCUGAAGCCAAAUGUAGCCAUUGCUUCAAUAAUUGUAGAUCAACUGGUAAAGUAUGAAACUUAUCGUGAGUUCUUAAAGUUGCUUCCGUCAUUCUCUGCCCAUCAUUUUGGAUCAGCAGUGCAUUAA